Molecule: messenger RNA, 2105 nt
Organism: Salvia miltiorrhiza (redroot sage)
Lineage: Eukaryota; Viridiplantae; Streptophyta; Magnoliopsida; Lamiales; Lamiaceae
Product: protein NRT1/ PTR FAMILY 5.8
Exons: 4
Coding region: 353-1957 (534 amino acids)
Biological process (GO): transmembrane transport
Cellular component (GO): membrane
Molecular function (GO): transmembrane transporter activity
Source: RefSeq, a predicted model, not a curated record
UUUGUCUCUUAUUUCUAAAUUACACAUAUUAAACCAAAGAUUCAAAAAUAGAAAACCGAAACACCGAUUUCUUUUUUUCUUUUUUGGGAAAAGAGAAAUGGACUCCAAAAUUUGUUGGAUUCGUAACAGAAGAUUAGGCUCUUGUCUAAUGUGGGAGCUCGCUCAUGAUUAUAGAUAAAUAUUGUUACACAACACACAUAUGUAUAUAUAUAUAUAGAUAUCACACACACCUACACAGAGAAGAGAUCAUCAUAGAAUCUUUUCUGUCAUUUACUUUGUCUACAUCUCUCUCUGUUCCUUUCAUCCUUAAAUUAUUACUACUAUACAAAAUUUGUUUGCUUUCUCUCUCAUCAUGGCUGAAGAACCUCACACAUCAACGGGUGGCGGCCUCAAUAAACCUUGCAUUCUUCUCAUUAUUAUAUCGGGAAUGGAGAGAUUCGCUUUCAAAGGGGUGGCGUCAAAUCUGGUGACGUAUCUAACCGACGUGAUGAGCAUGAGCAAUUCAACGGCGGCGAAAUUUGUGAACGGAUGGGUUGGAUUCACGUCGAUGCUGCCGUUGAUCGUCUCCACCUUGGCCGAUUCUUACUGGAAUCGCUACUCCACCAUCUUGGCCUCUUCGGUGCUCUACGCUGCGGGGCUAUUAGCUUUGACUUCAACAGCAGUGACAUGGCCUUGGACAGAUUCCCACAAACUACAUUCAAUCUCAUCUCUGUGUUUGUCUCUGUAUCUCAUCUCCAUCGGCCAAGCAGGCUACAACUCUUCUCUCCAAGCAUUCGGCGCCGAUCAGCUCGACGCAACACACAAUCUGCCUCGUACCAACACCGAUGAUCCGAAGAGUUCGGACAAGAAGAGCUCCUUCUUCCAAUGGUGGUACUUUGGAGUCUGCUGUGGCAGCCUGCUAGGCGUCUCCGUCAUGUCGUAUAUCCAAGACACCCUCGGGUGGGGGCUGGGGUUCUUCAUCCCAUCGCUCUCAAUGAUCGUGUCGAUUGUCAUGUUUCUCUGUGGCAGCCGCUUUUACGAGCAAAAGCAGAGCAGGAUUGGUGAUGAGAGCUUCUUUGAGAUCGUUGUCCGAGCUGUCAAAGCUGGUGCGUCGAAGCUCAUCCGUGGUUCGAGUGGCUUGUCGAGGAAUGAGUAUGCUGCGGUUGAGCUUGAGCUUGAGGAGAAAGCAGGGCUGUGCAGCCAAGAUCAAGACAUCGAAAGCACUCGACAAGCCCAUGACGAGCCUUUGCAGCCUCUUGAGGCCGCAAAGGUUGUCCUGCGCCUGCUGCCCGUGUGGACUAUGCUGCUGAUGUUUGCGGUGAUCUUCCAACAGCCCGCAACAUUCUUCACCAAGCAAGGCAUGACCAUGAGGAGGAACAUAGGCAAGAGCUUCAAGAUCCCUCCGGCCGCGCUGCAGAGCUCGAUCACGGUCUCGAUCAUCAUCCUCAUGCCUUGGUACAACAAGUUCUUCAUCCCGUUGGCCCGUAGCUUGAGGGGCAGCGAGAACGGCGUCUCCGUGAUGGAGAGGAUGGGGAUCGGGAUGUUCCUCUCCGUCGUGGCCAUGGUGAUUGCGGCCCUGACUGAGAGGAUGCGUCUCCAGAUCUGUCUGACGGGUCAAGAUUCGUGUGAGGACGUCGCGUUUAGUAUAUUCUGGUUGCUGCCUCAAUACAUACUUCUUGGAAUCUCUGAUAUAUUCACUGUGGUAGGGAUGCAGGAGUACUUCUAUUCUGAGGUUCCUACGAGUAUGAGGACUAUGGGGAUUGCUCUCUACACGAGCGUGUUCGGCGUCGGCAGCUUCGUGAGCGCGAUCCUAAUAUCGGCUAUCGAAUGGUUGACGAGCUCCGACGGAGGUCGGGGGAGUUGGUUUUCCGAUGAUAUGGCUCAAGCUCGACUCGAUAAAUAUUACUGGUUCUUGGCGUUUUGGAGUACUUUGAGCUUGCUAGCUUUUGUGGUAUUUUGUAGGUUUGUUAAGAGGUAGGACUUGGACAUUGAUUUGAGUUAGGAAGAUAUUUUACUUUGUAGAUAAUCGUUAAUUUUGGUUGACUUUGUUGUGGUCUUCACUUCAAAUGAUGCUUAUAAUGUUCACUUGCAAUGUCAUGAUAUAUGCAAGAAAAACAAUUCGGGAA